Messenger RNA from Leptinotarsa decemlineata (Colorado potato beetle), 378 nucleotides. Its product is annotated as putative inorganic phosphate cotransporter. Gene Ontology annotation, cellular component: membrane. Gene Ontology annotation, biological process: transmembrane transport; monoatomic anion transport. NCBI's taxonomy places the organism in Eukaryota, Metazoa, Arthropoda, Insecta, Coleoptera, Chrysomelidae. Gene Ontology annotation, molecular function: transmembrane transporter activity. The record is from RefSeq and is a predicted model, not a curated record.
AAUGGAGCACUGAGUACACUCCCUCAUAUUGUCAAAUGGAUCAUGUCGUUCCUGUUCAGUGUUAUAUCCGACAUGCUCAUAUCGAAAAGCAUAUGUAGCAUAGGCACUACAAGAAAAGUAAUGCACACCAUAGGUUCAUUAGCUCCAUGUCUUCUUCUCAUUAUACUCGGCAACAGUGGCCCUGAAGAUGCUUCCAAAGCUGUGGUUUUAUUAAUAGUAACAUUUGGAUUUCUGAGCGCCAAUAUCAGUGGUUUUCUGUUCAACCAUCUUGAUCUAUCACCAAAUCAUGCUGCCGUCUUGAUGGGUAUAACAAGUCAGUUCGGAUCUUUCUGCACUGCGAUUGGGCUAACUUCAGUGCAAUAUAUUGUAGUCAAUGAA